GCUCCCGCCGCCGCCGCCGCCCCGCCCGCCGCCGCCAUGGCCGGUAAGUCCCGCAGCGGCUGCGAGGCGCUGAAGGUGGUGGCCCGGUGCCGGCCGAUGAGCAGGAAGGAGGAGGCGGCGGGUUACGAGCGCGUCCUGGAGCUGGACGUGAAGCUGGGGCAGGUGAGCAUCCGAAACCCCCGCGCCUCCCCCGGGGAGCUGCCCAAGACCUUCACCUUCGACGCCGUGUACGACGCCAGCUCCAAGCAGGCCGACCUCUACGACGAGACGGUGCGGCCGCUGAUCGACUCGGUGCUGCAGGGCUUCAAUGGCACCAUCUUCGCCUACGGCCAAACCGGGACCGGCAAGACCUACACCAUGCAGGGGGCCUGGGCGGAGCCCGAGAAGAGGGGCAUCAUCCCCAGCUCCUUCGAGCACAUCUUCACCCAUAUCUCCCGCUCGCAGAACCAGCAGUACCUGGUGAGGGCCUCUUACCUGGAGAUCUACCAGGAGGAGAUCAGGGACCUCCUCGCCAAGGACCAGAGCAAGAAGCUGGAGCUGAAGGAGAACCCUGAGACCGGGGUGUACAUCAAGGACCUCUCCUCCUUCGUCACCAAGAACGUGAAGGAGAUCGAACAUGUGAUGAACCUGGGGAGCCAGACACGCUCUGUGGGCAGCACCAACAUGAACGAGCACAGCUCCCGCUCCCACGCCAUCUUCCUCAUCACCAUCGAGUGCAGCGAGCCGGGGCCAGACGGAGAGGAGCACAUCCGCGUGGGCAAGCUCAACCUCGUGGACCUGGCCGGCAGUGAGCGCCAGAGCAAGAUGGGCACCCAUGGAGAGCGUCCCAAGGAAGCGUCCAAGAUCAACCUCUCCCUCUCUGCCCUGGGCAAUGUCAUCUCUGCACUUGUGGAUGGCAAGAGCACGCACAUCCCCUACCGGGACUCCAAGCUGACGCGCCUGCUGCAGGACUCCCUUGGAGGCAACGCCAAGACAAUCAUGGUGGCCACCUUGGGCCCAGCCUCUCACAGCUACGAUGAAAGCCUCUCCACCCUCAGGUUCGCCAACAGGGCCAAGAACAUCAAGAACAAGCCCCGAGUAAACGAGGACCCCAAGGACACGUUGCUGCGGGAGUUUCAGGAGGAGAUCGUGCGGCUGAAGGCGCAGCUGGAGAAACGUGGCAUGUUAGGGAGGAAGAGGAGGAGGAGCAGCCGGAGGAAGAAAGCAGUGGACGGAGAAAGCGCCACAGAGAACGAAGGGGAAGAUGACAAUGAGGAUGGCCUGGAGAAGAACAUGGAGAAUUACCUGAAGGAGCAGAAGGAGAGGCUGGAAGAGGAGAAAGCUGCUAUCCAGGAUGACCACAGCCUGGUGAGCGAGGAGAAGCAGAAGCUGCUGCAGGAGAAGGAGAAGAUGAUAGAGGAUCUGCGGAAGGAACAAGAGGCCACAGAGCUGUUGGCCACCAAGUACAAGGCAAUGGAGAGCAAACUGCUCAUCGGUGGCAGGACCAUCGUGGACCACACCAAUGAACAGCAGAAGAUGCUGGAGCUGAAGCGGCAGGAGAUCGCUGAGCAGAAACGCCGGGAGAGGGAGAUGCAGCAGGAAAUGCUGCUACGGGACGAGGAGACCAUGGAGCUGCGGGAGACUUACACCUCCCUGCAGCAGGAGGUGGAGAUCAAAACCAAGAAGCUGAAGAAGCUCUAUGCCAAGCUGCAGGCCGUGAAGGCAGAGAUCCAGGACCAGCACGAGGAGUACAUCCGUGUGCGCCAGGACCUGGAGGAGGCCCAGAACGAGCAGACGCGGGAGCUGAAGCUCAAGUACUUGAUCAUUGAGAACUUCAUCCCACCAGAAGAGAAGAACAAGAUCAUGAACCGCCUGUACUUCGACGGUGAGGAGGACCAGUGGAAGUUCCAGCCCCUGGUGCCCACUGGAGGGAACAGCAGCCAAAUGAAGAGGCGACCGACCUCUGCCGUGGGCUACAAGAGGCCCAUCAGCCAAUACGCCCGUGUGGCCAUGGCCAUGGGGCCUCACCCGCGGUAUCGAGCUGAGAACAUCAUGUUCUUGGAACUGGACCUCUCCCCUCCGGCCAUAUUUGAGUUCGAACGGAGCAGGGACCCAGCAGAGCAGGACCCUCGGGCUCUGCACCUGGAGAGGCUGAUGCACCUGGACAGCUUCCUGGAGCGGCCAGCGGCCUCUCGCCUCAGGAAGUCCCGCUCUUGGUGCCCGACGCCGCGGUCGCUGCCGCCCUCCACCACGCAGGUGUCCCUCAGCGCCGCUUCCCCGUGCGCCGCCGCUGCUGCAGCCCCUCAGGAGUGACGCCGGGAGCCCUCGUGCCCCCAAAGGGCCCCUCGGCAGCGCCACCACCCCCCACCUCCUCUUUGUCUUCAGCUACUUUGUGUGCACCUGUGUUUGUGUGAGACGCUCACGAACAGCCCCCAGGGGCGAGAGGAGCUGCUCCCCCCAACCCCUUCUGCCCCAUUCUCCCCCUUCCCCCAUCCGGACCUGUCACUUUAUUUAUUUAAGGUAUUUAUUUAUGGAGCGGUUGAUGCGCAGAGGCAGGAGCUGCGCUCGGACUGGUGCCAUCCCAGGCUGUCAGUGGGCACCACACGCAGCUCCAGAGACACCGUGGCGGCACUGCUGGGGCCGGGGUGGGCACCGCUGGGUGCUGCCCAUCAUCCUGCAGCACAGAGCAGGCAGGAGAGGGCACAUGCCCCUCUCUGGCAGCUUUGGCAGAAGGUGAGGCAGCCCCGGACAUUGAUGCUGCGUUUGCUUCACUGGAUCUCCGGGAAUUUGGUGAUUUCUACAAGGAUUUGGAGACUUUGUGGUGGCAGCACCUUGCACUGGGCUUGUCAGAGGCACGGAGGGACUCUCCAGAUUACAUCAACACUGAUGAGUUCUGGACACAGCCGUGGUGCCAGCAGGGCCCGCUCCACCCGCAGAGAGGGCUCACAGAUGAACCAAACCAAGUCAGUCCCGACGGUGCUGGGACGUUUUGCACCUGAGCCAGGCGCCGGAGGCAGCUGCCCUGCCCUGGCACCCACCCUGCUCCCAGCUCUGACCGAGUGCUGGUAACUCCUCAUGGCACUAACAGGAGGUGGAAAUCUGUCCCCUUUCCACCUGCCUCCUCCCAAAGAUGCACACAUUCUGGGGAGGACCAGCAGCAAGUGUGUGCACUGUCCUGGUGACAGUGGGGGAAUGCAGGGGAUGAUGGUGAUACCCAGAGGAGCGAUGUCAACGUCACUCUGCUCUGGGCUGGGUGGUACCACGUGAAGGUCACCUCGUAGUUGGGAGAAAUUCCCUGGUCAUGAAAGGAUGGCCAUGAAACGGGUAAUGGAGAGAGGGGUCAAGGCAGGAGGCCAUGCUGGCACCUGCACCCCAGCCCAGGCAGCAGCACACACAGGUGCCAGGAUAUCGCUUGGAGUUCCUGAGCUGUUCAGCUUCCAGCACUUGGAUUGAUGGUGGGUGGGCUCUUGUUGAAGACCAUCCCUGGCAGCAGCAGCCCUGGUGUCCCUGGGACGGUGUCCAGCUGUGCAGAGCUGAGGGGAAUCCAUCUGUCUGGGGGAUCCUGAGGGAGGGAGGUGGGGAGUGACCACUCAGUUCAUUUGGGAGGGUCCAGGUCUUCAGAGGGAUGUGUGUGAGGCCAGUCCCUGGGAGAGCAGGUCUGAGAAGAUUGCAGGUAGGGAUUUUCUCCUGGUGUCCUCUGGUGAUGAAGGGAAUUUCUCCCACUAGAGGAGUGAUCAGAGCUCAGCUCCGUAGGUCCUGUGUGGAGGAACGGGGGUGAGGGAGAGGGAAUGAACAUAGAGCAGAAAUAUCAGGAGAGGAAACAACAGCUGUUUUUGCUUCAGGGCCCUGCAAGUGCCACCCAGCACCAGUGGCCCAUCAACACGAUCCAUGUGUGAGACUGGGGCACCCUCAGACCAUCUUACCCAUCUCCUGACACUUCCCCUGCUCUGCUGUGGGUGUCUUCUCCCCAUCCCCUGUCACACUGUUUCCCCUCAUGUUCUUGGCCAUUUCUCCCUGACACCAUCUCCCCUUCUCCACCUGUGCCCCCAGAACACCUUCUGCCUCUCCGAAGUCUUUGUCCCCUUUCACUCCCCCAGCAGCUUUGUGGCAGGCAACGUUGGAAGCUGUAGGUUGCUCCCAGGACCGAGCUUACAGCUACUGAGCAGCAGCUGGGUCUGGUCUGUGCUCAGCCCAGGGAGGAGGGUGCAGGAGGAGGGAUGCUGCAGGAGUGAGAGAUGGGUCCCUUCCAUGGCCAGAGGUGAGCGCCUCUUGUCCACAGGGACCUCCAGCAGCUGUUGCCCAUGUGCUCCUUAUGGCAUGAGGUGCUCUGGCCCCAGGAAACCUGGUGGAUGAGAGAUCCAUUUUUUUAUUCAGCUUUCAGGGUCACUCCUGGGAACUGGGAUCUGUAACCAGAGACCUCAGAAAGGGGAGAAGCUGUCUGCAGAGGGACCUGCAGAAAUAGAUUUUCUUCCCCUCCUUGUUUUCUGAUGGCACUAACUUCACCCUCAGGCUGAUCAGCAGAUCAUGGGGUCCUGAGAUGAUGAGCAGGCGACACUGUCACCUCCAUUCCCUGCCCAGGGCAUGGGAAACAAGGCUCAAGAGUGAAUGGUGACCUCUCCUUUCCCUGGCCUGCCCAGGCCAUGAAGCAGCAUGUUGAGGGGUAGAUGUCGCCACUUGUUUUGACUAUGUGUAAAGAAGGGCACUGGUACUGGGGAAGGGCUGAGGGGAGGAGAUUUGGCCUCAGGGGAAGUUGGGGUGAGUCAGUCUCUGCUCCUGAGCUACAAGUGACAGGACAAGAGGAAAUGGCCUCAGGUUGCCCCAGGGGAGGUUUAGAUUGGAGCCGAGGCAGAGCUUUUUCCCUGAGAGGGUUGUCAGCCCCUGUCCCAGGCUGCCCAGGGAGCUGGUGGAGUCCCCAUCCCUGGAGCUAUUGCAAAGCCGUGUAGCUGAGGUGCUGAGGGACGUGGGUUAGUGGUGGGCUUGGCAGGGUGAGGGGAGGGGUGGACUUGAUGAGCUUAAAAGAUCUUUUCCAACCAAAACAAUUCUAUGGUUCUGUGUGCUCCACACCAUCCUCCCAUGGCACACAUCAAGUCUUCACCUGUCCCAGGGCAAAGGAGAGGCCCAGCAGGACUGGCUAUGGUGGGAUCCCCAUGGAAGCCCUUCCAGCAGAGCACAGGAUGAAGGUGCAUGUGCCCAGGGCAGGGGACAGGGAGAGCUGCUGCUGACAUCCAAAUGCCACUUGUAGCAUCUGUUGGAUGUGUGAGGCCACUGGUCUCCUGUGCAGUCAUCAGUCUUCUGUGGGGCCAUCUGUCUCCUGUGGGGCUUUUGGUUUCCUGUGGGGCCAUCGGUAUCCCAUGGAGCCAUCAGUCUCAUGCCCUUGCUGUCUUGCCGCACCACUGCCAACGACCUCCCAACCUCCUGAGCACAACCUCCCGGGGAGGCCGUAAGCAGCCGCCAGUGACCUGAGCUGGGAGCAGUUUCCCUGUGCCUCGGGUGCCCCACAGCCUCUCUGCAUGGCUGCAGAGGCCUCAGCUGUACAUUUGUAACGUCUUUUGGUCUUUGUGUGGGGGGGGUGUGUGUGUAUUUACGUACGAGCGUGUGCGGGUGUGUGUGGGCACGCGUGGAGCCGAGGGAUCCAUCUACCAUCAACGUGGGUGACUGCACAGGGGGCAAAGCCUGGAGGGGGGGUGGGACAUGAGGCUUUUUUGGUUGUCGUUUCCUCAUUUAGUUAUUUUGGGUUUCAGGUUUGGUUGGAGGUCUUUGUUUUCCAUGAGGGGGUGGGUUUGGGGUGUUUCGGGUUGAUUGACAAGGUGAGGGCCUUGAUUAGGACCAAAUUUUCGUGCCUGUUGCUCUGGUGAUUUAUUUAGAAAUCAAAAGUUUACUGUAUGGUGGCCCAUCCUUGUCACUCUAUACAUAUGAAUAUACAGGACAUAUUAUAAAUAUAUAUAUAUUAUACAUACUGUGUGGAGAGAGGUCACGAACCUCCCGCUCCCUCUGGCUUUGGAUGGACACCUCUUCAACCUGCUGUAACGUAGCUUUGAUGUGGUGCUGGGAACGACCAAAAAGCACCAGCACCCUCCCGAAACUGGCAGUGACACCAAUAAAGGAAUGAGCAUCAUUG
Colius striatus (speckled mousebird) is the source of this 6097-nucleotide messenger RNA. It is a transcript of the gene KIF3C, whose product is annotated as kinesin family member 3C. The coding region runs from base 37 to 2292 and encodes 751 amino acids. Lineage: Eukaryota; Metazoa; Chordata; Aves; Coliiformes; Coliidae. The transcript is spliced from 8 exons. The record is from RefSeq and is a predicted model, not a curated record. Gene Ontology annotation, biological process: microtubule-based movement. Gene Ontology annotation, molecular function: microtubule binding; microtubule motor activity; ATP binding.